AUGAUCAUGGAUGUCAAAGGGCCAUCUCCGGCUGAGUUCCUGGAUGGUGCUUUGAGGAUAGGAGUCGCCAGUUUGUUCUUCCUGUCAGUCAAAGCAGCUCUCAUUGUGGGUCCUGGACGGAGAAUGCUUGAAUCGAUAAUCUCUACCAACAAGAGGCUGGUGACAAAGCAAGUGUCCCAUCUGGUCAGCCAGACAGCGAGCAGGGUGGUUGGUUUCCUCCACAAUGCCAUUCAGGUCCCCUUCGCUCUGUAUCUACUGAGCGAUGAAACGAUGCAGAGCGACCAUAUUUAUGCGUUCACACCCAUGAGCCAGUUGUGCAUGUGCAUCACAGCUGGGUAUUUCCUGGUGGAUCUGCUCAUCUGCAUCUGGAAGUACCACGAAGAGGGUCCCCUGUACCUCAUGCACGCAAGCUUUGCCUUCGUACUGUUUGCGCAUGGUGUCAUCAGUAACUUGAACCACUACUAUGGUGCCGCUUUCCUUAUGUGGGAGGUUAGCACGCCAUUCGUGCACCUGCGUUGGAUUAUGCACAAGAUGGACAUGGGCACCACAAAGAUCUACUUCUACAAUGGACUUCUCAUGCUGCUCACCUUUUUUGGUUGCCGCUGUGUCUGGGGCAUGUGGGUUUCAUACGACUUCUGGGCAAGGACUGCGCGCGAACUUGUGUCCCCAACCCCUGGUGGCUUCCCACCAGUUUGGGCGUACAUCUUCAGGCUGGCGAACGUGGCACUGACAGUCCUCAACUUCUACUGGUUUUCCAAGAUGGUGGCAAAGGCUGCUGCUUUCCUUGUGGCGGGCGCCGCAGCCGACCAGAAUAUGCAAGAAAAGGGUGAGUAG
This is a messenger RNA of Ostreobium quekettii, 834 nucleotides long. The record is from the annotation of a GenBank genome assembly. NCBI's taxonomy places the organism in Eukaryota, Viridiplantae, Chlorophyta, Ulvophyceae, Bryopsidales, Ostreobiaceae.